UCACCAGGUAUAAAACACUGUACGCACAACACAAACAAACUAUUAUUUUCAGUGUUAAGUCUAUUCAGCAUAAAAGAAAAUCCCGGUUAACAAUGAAGAUUUCAUUGGGUUGGAAGCUUAUAUUAGUUAUCGUAAUUUACCAGUGUAUUUUUUUGGAUGAUGCAUCGUCUGAAGUAAAAGAUUAUACUAUUGACGCGUGUUAUAUUAAAUCUAUUACUGAUAUCCUUGUGGAGCUGGAUGGGGUGGGCAGUUUGACAUGUGGUCAAAGUGUUGAAUUUUCGCAAAUAGGAAGAAAACCUCCGAAAAUAACCUAUAAAAAUGCGGUGAGCAAGUGGUACACUUUGAUAAUGGUUGAUCCAGACGCCUCUAGCAGUAGGCACCCACACGAUCGCUAUUGGUUACAUUGGAUUGUGUCUAUAGAGGGACAAAAACUUUUAAGAGGAACGGACGGAAAUGAGUAUUCUGUGGUUGAGUACAAUCCCCCUUCUGCAGAGGCAUAUAAUGGGAGACAUCGCUACCAGUUCUUUCUAUACGAACACGACUACAUUAGUACUUACAUCGUUCCUUCGAAACGGAGUCAGUUUGAUCCCCGAGAGUACGCUGAGAGUUACCUAGCCCUGGGUAAUGUUAGAGCACAAUUUCAAUUCGUAAUUGAGCAUAAGCCUAGAGGAGUUAGAGGAUAGUAUAAUGGUAAAAACAAAACUAACAUUCUAUUUAAUCUGCCAACGACAGCUAUUAUUUUAGGCCUACUAGUAGUUUAAGUAGUCUAUGCCUUUUGUAAUGAACUAGAACAUAUCAAAAGGCCUAUUCACCUGAUGGGAAUGUAAAAUACUCUACUAUAGGCCUAUUCUACAUGUUACAAUACCGGUACGUUAUAUUUGUCAAGAAAGUAUAAUACAUACUCCAAGUAUUGAAAUACACGCCACCGUGUUGGGAUUCAAUAUUUCGACAUUAAUUAUGUCAUCAUCAGGAAUAUAUUUGUCACUUCGUUGGACUUUUCAUUCAAUGAUGUUAGAAAUAAACAAUAACCCUAUUAUACGAGUAUCAGUGGAACACUCCUAUAAUGCCUAACCCUACAAAAAGGAGGUUUAACUGUGUAUUCAUAGGUAUUCGUAGUCGCUUUGUUUGUUAGCAGGAUUAUGGAAAACUAAUAAAUGGAUCAUCAUGAAGUUUAGUGGAGUGGUUCAUAUGGGUCUAUAAAAAAGAUUUAAUUAAUUUUUGAUUGAAAGUCAAUGGUCAAGGUCACGGAAGUCUACAUUUGUCAACAUUGUUAUUAUUAUAAUUAUUGUUAUCUAACAGCAAUAACUAUAUUAUGAAUGAUAGAAGAUCAAAUAAAUACCGUUGCAGCAAA
Molecule: messenger RNA, 1351 nt
Organism: Anneissia japonica
Lineage: Eukaryota; Metazoa; Echinodermata; Crinoidea; Comatulida; Comatulidae
Product: protein D2-like
Exons: 5
Coding region: 93-683 (196 amino acids)
Source: RefSeq, a predicted model, not a curated record